Molecule: messenger RNA, 372 nt
Organism: Striga asiatica
Lineage: Eukaryota; Viridiplantae; Streptophyta; Magnoliopsida; Lamiales; Orobanchaceae
Source: the annotation of a GenBank genome assembly
AUGAGGAGUUGGGAGUUGCGGCAACUCGAGGUCUUUGGCAAGCGUGAUUGUCCUUCCUAUCUUGAGGUUUUUGGGAAGCUGAUCGUCAACCUGUGUUGUAGGCUGCCCCUCGCCAUAGUGAUCAUUGCGGGUAUUCUAGUGAAAAGAUUCUCAUCGUCUGAUAAUAUCAGCGUGAAAAGGAAUGCAUGGGAAAAGGUAUCGGAGAAUGUGCACAGUUAUCUCACGGAGGAGGACGGAUUACGAGAUCCCUGUGUGGAGGAGAUUGCGGAGAGCUAUCUCGAGCAGCUCAUCAGCUGGAAUUUAAUUAGGGUCGAAAAGAGGAAGCCCACUGGCAAGGUCAAGACGUGUCUCAUCCACGAGUUCUAUAAAUAG